AUGACAAAAACCGUCCCCACAUACGAGAAGCCGCUCUUUGACUCCUUGACAAAGUUAUAUAAGAGCUUGUCUGACCUCAAGAAUAACAGAACAAGAUAUAUCAGUUCCAAACAAGUGUAUGUGAUAUACGAUGAGUUCUUAAAGCAGGUCCACGAGCUCACCAUUGUCCGCAAGGACGAAGAGCUUAAAGGUAUGAGCCUUAAUCUUCCAAAUCCUUCCGAUUCCCUUAUUGAUGAUAUCUGGCAGUUAUUAUCGCUUUCUUUCGUCACUUGUGGUCUCAUUAAGUUCGCCCCCGCCACAUACUCCUCGCUUAGUACCGUGUCGAAGCUUCUUACACAUUUGAAGGAAUGCCAGAUUUACAGUUUUGAUGACUUGAAGCCGAUUAAGGCUAGAUUAGACGAGAUUAAAGACAUCAUUGAUACAAGUGAGGAUGCCGACGACAGCAGCUCCGACUCUGACGAUAUGAUAGACCACAAGCGUGAAGAAAGCUUGUUACUCAGAAACAAGUUGAACAAGUGUCAACAAUUAUACCUGGAGCUCGAGGAUUCGUUUAGAAGAAUACCCGACGACUUAGAACCAGCGUACGGCAAACUCAUCCAGAUCAGGAAAGUCUUGCUCAAUUAUUUAACACACCAGCAGGACGAUUCUGGAAAAGUGAAUGAUAAGAUCGAGGAACUCGAGGGCAGUUUGAAGGAAAUUGAAGAUGAGAGAGACGAAAAUGGUAAGUUUCAAAGUAAAGUUGCUUCCGAGUCUGAACUACACACCACGCAAAUUGUCCUUAAUGCAUUAUUGGACGAUUGCCAUAACUUGAUCAAAGACUUGAGUAUUCAGCAAGAUGCCACUGAGAUUUCUAACCUUUUCGAAGGCUUAACCCUCGACAAGCCUGAACAUGAAGAUAUCGAGAAAGUCGCCAAGGAGAUCAAGAGCGUUUAUGACGAGUUACUCACGUUGAGGCAAACGUUAGAGAACUUACUCAUCACUCGCAGAUGGACUAUGCGUGAAACAGACUUAUACACUUACCAGAAGGCAUUGAAGAGAAUAGACGAGCAGAGACUCGACUUCAACAAACGCAUAGAGACUUCUGUUAGUGGUCCCACGCCCAAGAAGCUCAAGCGUGCUCAGCUCUUGGUUCUUUACCUUUUGAGAAGGUGCUAUUCAUUAAUCUACAAGCUUUUAGAGAGCUCGGAACCGGUGUCCGAAUCUCUUCAGCCUAUACAUAACCAGUUGCUGACAGUGAGAAGAUGUCUUUUAGAGAUUAAGCGUGUGGAUGGUUUGAAUAAUCUCCGUGAGUUAUACCCCUUCCAGUUUAAAUUGGCUUCGUUGGAUAACCUCAGAGACGACGGUAAGUUUAUCGUGAAUGGGCAAGUGCCUGAAGGUCAAGGUACUCUCAAUGCGCUAUUAGCAGAGUGUUUUGAUAUCAUUCACGAGCUCAAGAUUGAAUUAGAAGAAAAAGAGGACAACGAAGAUGAACAUGAGGGUACUGAAAACGACCACAUUACCGAUGAAGAGGAUAAAGAAUCUGAUGACGAAGUUGAAUUAAAGAGAAACCGGUAUGUAGGCUUCAACGAGGCCGACUACGAUAUGGCAUACGACAGCGACAACCUCAGCAACUUGUCGGAUUCUGAGUUCGAAAGUAACGACUAUUACUGA
This is a messenger RNA of Candidozyma haemuli, 1650 nucleotides long. RefSeq lists its product as uncharacterized. The transcript has a single exon. The record is from RefSeq and is a predicted model, not a curated record. NCBI's taxonomy places the organism in Eukaryota, Fungi, Ascomycota, Pichiomycetes, Serinales, Metschnikowiaceae. Gene Ontology annotation, cellular component: nucleus; cytoplasm. The coding region runs from base 1 to 1650 and encodes 549 amino acids.